Messenger RNA from Mixia osmundae IAM 14324, 2709 nucleotides. RefSeq lists its product as uncharacterized. Gene Ontology annotation, biological process: amino acid transmembrane transport. Gene Ontology annotation, cellular component: vacuolar membrane. Gene Ontology annotation, molecular function: amino acid transmembrane transporter activity. The record is from RefSeq and is a predicted model, not a curated record. The transcript has 8 exons. NCBI's taxonomy places the organism in Eukaryota, Fungi, Basidiomycota, Mixiomycetes, Mixiales, Mixiaceae. The coding region runs from base 1 to 2709 and encodes 902 amino acids.
AUGGCGCUGCCCCGCAACGCUGUGCCGCAGGGUCAGCAGCACGCAGAUGCAGCGGCUUCGCAGGGCAGAAGGGCGUCCGCUGCACCACCGGGUGCGCGUGCCAUAGGCACCAGUCGUCAAUCAGCUCGACGUCCUUCACACGCCUAUGCAGCAGGCCAAGGUCCUCAGCAAGGUCAGCAGGGCGCCUUUCCGUCCAGCCUGAGCUAUGUAUGGAGUUAUGCUCGCUCUCAGACCUACUAUGGCGACAAUCUGCCCACUUCGCCCAGUUUUGUCGACCGGUACGCCCCACCGUCUUUUGACUCUCUAGGCUCGAGAUCAGGCAGACAGGCCACCUCGGGCUAUGGCUCGACAGCUAAGCGUAGUAGAAGCAAGCGCAAACGCCUCAGGCAGCAGCUCCAGGCAGAUCACGGCAACUUCGACGAGCCAGACCUCGAGGCAGGCUCACGCGACGCGAGUGAAGCAGACAGUCAUUCCAGGACAGGCACCUCCGAGGAUGACAACCACUCACAGCCCUCCCAGAGUGACGAAAGCUCCGACGGAAGCUCGAGCGAGGACGACCGUCUGUCCAACCAUGCUUCGAUCCCUACGCCCUUUGAUGCCUCCCUCGCUGCUGCUACCGGCCACCUACAGUCUUGGGAGCCCGAAGAUGAAUGGGCAGCUCGGGCUAGGACCCCGUCGGCUUCUCCAAAACGGUCGCAGCAGAAACGCAGUCAGCCCCACGCCCGCCUGCCGCCGACCUCUACACCGCCGAGACGAAACGCUAGCGAGCAAACACCCUUGCUGUCCGGGCAGACCUCAUCUGUGAAUCUCGGCAAGCCAGGUGAGACGCCCGCAAUGUCGCCUCUCUUACCUGCCUCGUAUGCGUCCACGCCUUCAAUCCUGACGCCCGCUAGACCGAGCCAGCGAGGCCGCAAAGCCGCCCCAUCCGGGCUCGGCCUGCCCGCUCGAUCGCCACCAGACGGUGUGCCAUUUCCUCGCACAAAUCAUGCAGUAGAUUCAGCGAUUCGAGAGCAUCUAGAAAGCAAACGCAGGAUCACGCCCGCAGACGAGCACCGCGGCUCCUCCACGUUCGGUCAGAGUUUGUUCAAUAGCAUCAAUGUCCUCAUCGGCGUCGGUAUCCUAGCCGAGCCUCUCGCCUUUGCAUACGCUGGCUGGAUCGGUGGCACGAUCUUGCUGCUGUUCUGUGGUCUCAUCACGAACUACAGUGCGAAAGUGCUCGCCCGCAUACUCGCAGAUGAUCCAGAGCUGCACACGUUUGCUGACAUUGGUGCCAAGGCGUUUGGCUCGGCAGCACGCACGUUCAUCUCCAUCCUGUUCUGUCUCGAGCUUUCCGCCCUUAGUGUCGCUCUCGUCGUGUUGUUUGGAGACUCCAUGGGCACCCUCUUUGGGCCCUCAAGCACGACGUUUAAGCUGAUCGGCUUUCUGAUCAUCACACCUACUGUCUUUCUGCCCCUUCGUCUACUUUCCAUCAGCUCGCUUGUCGGGAUCAUUUCAGUCAUCUGUCUCACCGUAGUGAUUUCGAUCGACGGGGGCCUGAAGGCUGAACGUCCUGGUAGCCUGGCGCAUCCGAUGCCGACCAACAUUGGGCCCGACUGGCAUCACUUCCCCAUCAGCUUUGGCUUGAUCAUGAGCGGCUUUGCCGGCCACGCCGUGAUGCCUUCGCUCGCACGGGACAUGAAAGCAGACCCAACUCGCUUCAAUCGGAUGAUCGAUAUGGCCUACGUCGUCGUGGCGGCCUUUUACGGCUUACUCGCCGUCUUUGGCUAUCUCAUGUUCGGAAAUAAUGUUUCUGAUGAGAUCACCCGAGAUCUCUUGCGAACGCCAGGCUUUCCGCAGACACUGACGAAGAUUGCCGUCGUGCUCGUAGCCAUCAAUCCAGUUUGCAAAUUUGCACUGGCAACGAGUCCUUUACAUUCCACGGUAGACUAUCUGCUCGGCAUUGAUGUUCAUCAACGCGGUCACGAUGGCCACGCGGAGCCAAGUCACCCACCGCUACGCAUUUGGCCUAGCACAAGCCGGUCUCUGCGCCAUCAGAUUGGCUCUCAAUCUACUCUACGUCACCGAACAAGCUCAUUGCUCGCUCCGGACGGCAGCAUCUUUGGACCAGACGGCCCACUGCAGAGCAUGCUCUCUGUCGUCUCGCAGCCGUUGUUGAACAGCCGUCCACCGGUCAAACGUGGUGUUCGCGUGCUCGUCAAGGUCGCAACGACAGCCGUCGUCACGCUGAUCGCAAUCCUUCUGCCUCAAUUCGAGGUCGUCAUGAGCUUCCUUGGCUCUUUCAGUGCCUUUGUCAUCUGUGUCAUCAUACCGGUCUCCUCACUGAUGCGUAUUUUCAAAAGCCGUCUGUCGAGACUCGAGUAUGCGGUCGAUGUUGGCCUGCUCGCCAUCUCGACCAUCAUGGCACUCGUCGGCACCACGUGCCGUAAGCUCAAGCUGGGUCGGAUUGCACGAUGCAUCGAGCGUGAACAGCUGGGCUCUGCAUCUUGUAGCUCUCGGUUGCACCGGACUUUCGAAGCUCUCGGGGACCUCGACAUGUGUUUACGCGCAGCCUCUGCACUCACAAGGGCAGCACUAGCACGUAUGAAGCGCGCGCCAUUUGCAGGUUCUGGUGCUUUCCCUGAGGGAACAUCGCAGUGCGGCUGCAAUCUGCCACCAGACGAGGCUGGGUGGAGGCACGCUUUGCUUGUGCCAGCAUAUAUGAGCUGCUAG